AUGGGAAAGAAGAAGUACGUCUACCUGCAGCUGUCGAUGAACAGCAUCGUGCUGGGCAAGGUAUACAUCCAACUGUUUGAUGAUGCAGAAGUGAAGAACUCAGUGGAGAACUUCCUCUCCCUGUGCAGAGGUAACAAGUACCACAGCGUGUACUCAGGGGAACCAUUAUCAUAUAAACACUGUAUUGUGGAAAAGGUGAAAAAGAAUAAGUGUAUAAAAAGCGGCUACCUGCGAUGCAAAGUCACGCAUGAUACCAGUGGCCAAAUCAUCCCUCCCUCGAAUCGUAAAAACAAUGAAGAAAAGUAUGAACAAGUUGAAUGUAUUUUCGGCCCCAGUUACAAAAAAGAGAAUUCACAAAGGAGACAUACAAAUGCAGGCCUUCUCACCAUGGUCCAGGUGGGACCCAAACGUUGCUCCUCUGUUUUUAAAAUCACCCUCAAUGCUGUUAAUAAAUAUAAUGGAAAAAAUACAGUCAUUGGUCGAGUCGUUAAAAAUAUGCACAUCCUCAGGGCCAUCGAGUUGAUGCCAGUUACAAGCAAUUUCCAACCUAAAGUUUGUAUAUACGUUUCUGAAUGUAAUGAGGUCAGUGAGUCUUUCUUCAAAGGAGAGCGCGUUUCCUCCAGGCAGCAAUACAUUGACAGCCUCUUUGCAAAUGCCGCCAAUGCUAGCGAUGGUAGCAGUGACGACAGUGGGAGCGCUGCGGCAGGCGCGCAGGGGAACCACAAGGACCCCUUCAGGAAAAUCUUGGCCAAGGGGAAAAAGGGAAAGACAGACAAGACGGAAAAGCAGAAGGGGGUAGAGCUGCUCAAUCGGAUCCUGUCCGACAUCGACGCGCUCUCCAGGGGGGAGGCACUGCCCAAGGGGGAAGCACUGCAUAAGGGGGAUGUACUUCAUAAGGGGGAAGAAUUGCAGAAGGGAGAAGAAGUGCGCACGGUGGACGCAGUGAAGACGACAGAUGCAGUGCACAAGGCAGACGCGGUGAAGAAGGCAGACGAGGCGAAGAGCCUCCCGCGCAAAAUGACGGACAGGCAGAAGAGGUUCCUCGAAAUUGAACUCAAGAUAAACCAGUCAAAGGGGCUGAACGAAGUGGAGGCCACGCGGGAGAGGUUGACUGGGCACCUCCCCACGCGAACCACCCCCGCAGCCAAGACAGACGAGUAUGCCUGUUACCACUAUGAGCAGAAUGCUAGUGUUACCAACGCAUGUGGGAAGCGGCCAACGCCGGGGGAUGGGCCCGGGGACCCACCCAUUAGUGAUGACGACAAACCCAAUGGAGGAGACGACCCACCCAGCAGUAGCGACGACAAAGAAGAAGCCGCGCCCAUCUACACAACCAGCGCUGCUCAGGCAAAAAGCGUCUCCAAAAAGAAAAACAAAAAAGACCUGAUCGAAGUCGACAGGGAUAAAAAAUUUUUUAAAAAAAUGAAAUUCAAUUUUUCAAUAAACAGAAAUAUAUAUGAUGAGCAAAAAAAAAAAAUGGGAAAAAGUUUUUACGGACACGACUUGUUAAUGACAGACGCAUCCAAGUGCACCGACAGUGACAAGAAUAAGGUCAUUAACUUUUGCAGGAAGCAACAGAUCGUCCGCUCCACACUCAGUCGUAAAAGAAACAAAGAGAAUGAAGUCUUCAAAAAUUACAUAAACAGGAGGAACAAAAUGUAUAACAAAAAACUCGACCGCUACUUCAACCAGCACACGGCAGAAAUUAGGCAAAACUUGGAGCGCGGCGGGUAG
Messenger RNA from Plasmodium fragile, 1734 nucleotides. RefSeq lists its product as uncharacterized. Gene Ontology annotation, cellular component: Prp19 complex; post-mRNA release spliceosomal complex; catalytic step 2 spliceosome. Lineage: Eukaryota; Apicomplexa; Aconoidasida; Haemosporida; Plasmodiidae. Bases 1 to 1734 code for a protein of 577 amino acids. The record is from RefSeq and is a predicted model, not a curated record. Gene Ontology annotation, biological process: protein peptidyl-prolyl isomerization. The transcript has a single exon. Gene Ontology annotation, molecular function: peptidyl-prolyl cis-trans isomerase activity.